Messenger RNA from Sphaerodactylus townsendi, 942 nucleotides. Its product is annotated as olfactory receptor 5F1-like. Gene Ontology annotation, molecular function: G protein-coupled receptor activity; olfactory receptor activity. The coding region runs from base 1 to 942 and encodes 313 amino acids. Gene Ontology annotation, biological process: G protein-coupled receptor signaling pathway. The transcript has a single exon. Lineage: Eukaryota; Metazoa; Chordata; Lepidosauria; Squamata; Sphaerodactylidae. Gene Ontology annotation, cellular component: membrane. The record is from RefSeq and is a predicted model, not a curated record.
AUGGAAAGAAAGAACCAAACACAUCUGAAAGAGUUCAUUCUCUUGGGUCUGUCUGAUGAUCCUCAUAUCCAACCGGUCCUCUUCGCUACAGGGCUGUUGAUAUACAUGUUCACAUUAGCAGGGAAUCUGGUCAUUAUUAUUUUAAUACAGAUUGACCAGCAUCUCCACACCCCAAUGUAUUUCUUGCUGAGCAAUUUGUCCUUUACUGAGAUCUGCUACAUCACCUCCACCAUACCAAAGAUGUUGUGGGACCUCCUGUCAGGGGACAAGACCAUCUCACUCCCUGGCUGUGCAGUCCAAUUGUAUUGCUUUCUAACCACAGGGGCUACGGAAGGUGUUCUACUUUCAGUCAUGGCAUAUGAUCGUUAUGCUGCCAUCUGCCACCCACUGCAUUACAUGCUACUCAUGAGUCAAUCCAUGCUCAGAUGGCUUGUAGGAGCUUCGUGGGCCAUUGGAAAUAUUAAUGGUGUUGUCAACACAGCCUUUAUUUUUUCUCUGAAUUUCUGUGGUCCCAAUAAGAUAGUGCACUUCUUCUGUGAUAUCCCACCUGUCUUGCAUCUCUCUUGUUCUGACACUUCAUUUACUGAACUAGUGUCUUUUAUUGUCUCUGGAAGCAUCCUUAUAGCAACUGUCUCCUUAAUUGUCCUCUCCUAUGUACUUAUUGUCUUAUCUGUGCUCAAAAUCAGUACAGCUCAGGGCAGGAUCAAGACAUUCUCCACUUGUGCCUCCCACCUUACUGUGGUGAGUAUCUUCUACAGCACAGGCAUCUUUACUUAUAUGAGGCCUUCCUCCCAUCACUCCAUGGAAGAGGGCCGUGUGAUCUCUGUGUUAUACACCAUCAUCACUCCUUUGUUAAACCCUCUGAUCUACAGCCUCAAAAACAAAAAAAUGCAGGUAGCACUUUUGAACGUUCUCGGAAAGAGACAACAUUGUCAGCUGUGA